UCCCUCCAAUUUUUCUCUGUCCCUCCACACAGCUGAUGAGAUGAAUAAAAUGAACGGAAGGUAAAGCAAUCGCGACUGCAAGUGCAAGUAAAUACCUACAAUGUCUUCUGAGGAGGUGGACCUGCUGCUUUCCCUUCAGGAUCAGGAGAAGGUUCUCGAAACCCCUCCCGCUUCACCUGGAUUCGCCGGUUACCUCUCUGACGAUGACCGCCACGAUGGAGAAAAGCCUGAUAUGUCAGUGUUCCGAGACGCUGUUCAGGAUUGCCUUCAAUAUGAACCUAACCCUAACCCUGAGCCUAACCCUAAACCCAAAAGCAAGCCUCUUCUCACCAACGACGCCGAUGUUGAGAAGUUUUCAGGUCUCCGAAUAAGGAAUCAAUUGCUUACCUCUAACGAGAUUAGAGAAUCCUUCUCAGACAUUCGUUUUGUUCGCUUAUCUGUGAUCAAGAAUUUGUUGAUUGGGGAUACUUUUUCCGGAAGUUGGGUGACCGUUGGAGUGUUGACUGAGAAAGGGCCUCCGAGGACGAGUUCAACAGGGAAGACUUAUUGCAUUUGGAAAGUCGGCUGUCUCGAUGAGAAUACUGUUUCCUUAUUCCUCUUUGGUGAUGCUUACCAGAGGAACUCCCAGGAGCAAGUAGGAGCCGUCUUUGCGUUGUUCAAUUCUGCUGUCCGCAAAGAUCCCAAGGGUAAUGGUUUUUCGCUGAGUGUAUAUUCCUCUGGUCAAAUUUUGAAGAUGGGCACCUCUGCUGACUAUGGAGUUUGUAAAGGCAAAAGAGCAGAUGGCAUGGCUUGUACCCUUGUCAUAAAUAAGCGUUCUGGAGCAUAUUGUAAAUAUCAUAAAUCAAAAGCAUCGGGGAAAUAUUCUACAAUGAGAACUGAACUCAAGGGAGGAAACUUACACACAGCAUUUAGGUCUAGGGAUUAUCUCAAGUCAGAAGGAAUUUACUUAGUUGAUCCUCUUGCUGGAAAAGCAAGCUUGAAAAAGUCUCAGCCAGUGAAAUUGUUGUCAGUGGAUGGACUCAGAAAGGCAUUGAGCAACGCAGGAAAAGUAACAACUAAGACACACUCUCAGGGGAUUAGAUUUCUUGCUGAGGUCACAGCUCUUUAUUUUCUUAUUUGCAGCAAAGUCAGGCCCAAAAUUGAUGAACAAAGGUCCAAAGGCUCCAAAUGAACAAAGCAAUGGCACGGACAAGAGGAAAUCAUCUUGUGUGAAUGUGAUGGGAUCUUCUCCAGUCAUAAGAAACCAACAUUUGAAUGCUAAAAGAACAAGAACUGACGAACAAAUUGUCGUUGAUAAAACAGUGAAGAGUACUGGAAAGAUUAUUGAAUUGGAUUUUGUUAGCUCUGAUGAGGAUAUAUGAAACUCAACCGUUGCUACAGUUGGUUUUUCUGCUGACUGCAUAAACGUGAAUGAAGGCUUCCUAGCGGCUAACGUCAUUGGCGUUUAGAAGGUUUCUGUCUUAAGUUAUAUACGCUAAAUUCUCUCACAAGAAUUUCAAGUUUGUUUCACUUGGCGACAUCAGUCACAUAGGAAGAAUGAUUAGAUCAUUCACACUUAUAUUAGGGCCAUGGGGCAAACAAUCCAGUGCAGCAUCUUAACAUAUUUAGUUCGGAAAUUCAUUAGGUUCAAUUUUGAACUUGAUAAUGCCGUGGAGUUGGAUUACUGGAUUUCCUCGAAAAAUUAACGCUUCCAAAUUCAACACAUUUAGGAUAGGUUUUUUUUUCUUUAUGAAAGUAGAAUGAAUAAUAUAUUUUAAUGUUGUAAUUUUUGAUAUUUUUUUUAAGAUUGUGAAAGAAACCAAAAUUAA
Molecule: messenger RNA, 1808 nt
Organism: Arachis stenosperma
Lineage: Eukaryota; Viridiplantae; Streptophyta; Magnoliopsida; Fabales; Fabaceae
Exons: 10
Coding region: 101-1171 (356 amino acids)
Biological process (GO): DNA replication initiation; DNA replication
Cellular component (GO): nucleus; replication fork protection complex
Molecular function (GO): DNA replication origin binding; single-stranded DNA binding
Source: RefSeq, a predicted model, not a curated record